This is a messenger RNA of Rangifer tarandus platyrhynchus (Svalbard reindeer), 390 nucleotides long. The record is from the annotation of a GenBank genome assembly. NCBI's taxonomy places the organism in Eukaryota, Metazoa, Chordata, Mammalia, Artiodactyla, Cervidae.
AUGUUUUAUUUGUAUUCUGUGGGCCAAAUGCUUAAUUAUGAGAUGUAUGGGUAUUUGUCAGAGAAUCAGGCACAAUAUAGAAGGCAUUUGCCUACCUCUGUGUUUUUUUUUUUUUUUUUAAUCUACCCCAGUUUGUUUUUCUUGGUGUCAGGAGUGGGUGCCAAAAAGCUUCAAGUUAACUCUUCUUUAUCUGCAGAAUUCGGGGGGUUCUGGAAGCGGGCAUCACCGUUCAGUGUUGCCGGACACUUUCAGGUUGCUGCUUCACUUUUAUCUAGGUUUGGCCCCCGCCCCCGCCCCCGCGCCCGUGCCCACGCCCCCACGCCCAUCCCCACGCCCCCACGCCCCCAUCCCUCAACUUCCUGCGUGAUCGGGGGAGGCAAAGGAACCUAG